CUUUCCCCGUUUCCCCUCGUUCCCUCCUCAGUCUUCUAUUGACGCUAGUCAAGGCAAAAGCUUUGACCCACACGACAACCUGACGCCCCAGCCUCCCCUCUGAUCUACGGACCGAUUUUCCGGAUUUGCGGUAAAGGCAACUUUACUGCAACGACCCCGGCGAGAACAUGGACCCCGCCACUCAAAGUGUAACUGUCGCUCCCGAAGUCGACCACCCGCAGCCAACCGCCUCUCCCAUUGUGAACGGUGGCACCAACGGCCAAGACGAGGCGCUCGCCCACGAGAGUCCCGCCGUUGAGGCGUCCUCUGCGGGCGACGCUCCCGCGGAGACGCACCAAGCGCCCAAAUCCUACGAUGACCUGUUCCCGUCCUUGCCGGCUGCCGCACCCGUCACUUCUGCCGGGAGCAACCCCAUCGGCGAGUGGAACCGCAAGCCCAAGUUGGCGUCUUCGACGGUGACUCAGGUGUUCCGGAUUCCGGAGGAAGAGCGACGCGAUGCGGCGAGUAGCGGGUUCGGGGCUGAUGAUUCCUACAAGCAGUUGAAGACGGUGAUGGACAAGACCGGCGCCAAGAUCGAGAUGAGCUCGAGCCGCGACCAAUCCCUGACCUUCGUCAUCACGGGCAAGCAAGAAGUGGUCUUGCGCGCCCGCCGUGAGCUGCUCCGUGAAUUUCAGACCCAGGCCAACCAGGCCAUCACUAUCCCGAAAGAACACCAUCGCUUCAUCCUCGGCAAGGGCGGCGUGAAACUUCAAGAUUUGGAAACGAAAACCGCCACGAAGAUCACCAUUCCCAAGCAGAGCGAGAGCGUCAACGCCAUCACCAUCUCCGGCACCAAGGAAGGCAUCGAGAAGGCCCUCCACGAGAUCCGAACCAUUUCGGACGAGCAGUCCAAGCAGGCCUACGAGGUCCUGAGCAUCGCCAAGACCUACCACCCCUUCAUCAACGGACCCAAUGGAGAGAUGGCCAGGAAGAUCAUCGGGGACCGACCCAAUGUGCGGAUCAAUAUCCCUCCGUUGAGCGUGAUGAAGGACGAGAUCUCGAUUGCAGGCGAGAAGGACGGCGUUUUGGCCGUGAAGGAGCAAAUCGAGAAGAUGUACAAGGACAUGCAACGAAAGUUCACGGAAGUGAGUGUGGAGGUGAAGAAAUCCCAGCACAAAUACAUCAUCGGACCCAAGGGAAACUCGAUCAACGAGAUCCUCACCGAAACCGGCGUCUUCGUGGAGAUGCCUAGCUCCGAAUCCACAAGUGAAACCAUCACUCUCCGUGGACCCCAAGACAAACUUGGACCAGCAUUGACCAAGGUCUACGAGAAGGCCAGCUCGGUUGUGAGUUACGAUGUGCAUUGCCCGAAUUGGUUGCACAAAUACAUCAUCGGCAAGAAAGGAAGCUCAAUCCAAAAACUCACCAACGAAUUGACCAAGGUGCACGUGGAAUUUGUCGAAGCAGGAGACAAGAUCAAGGUCGAGGGUCCGCCCGAUGAAGUCGAGCGCGCUCGUGAAGCCCUCGAAAGUCAGGCCAAGGAAUUGGUCGAAAAGACUUCGUUUGCGGAAAUCAUCGUGGACGCCAAAUAUCACAAACAUAUCAUCGGAAAAGGAGGCUCCACCGUGAACAAGAUCAAACAAGAAACCGAUGUCAUGAUCAACAUUCCCGACAGCGAGCUUGGUGUGAACAAGAUUCGCAUUGAAGGCAACAAGGAAGGCGUGAAGAAGGCUAAAAGUGAAUUGGAGUCUUUGGUGUCCAAAAUGGAAAAUGAGCGCGAAAAGGACAUGAUCAUUCCGAGUCGCUUCCAUCGACAACUCAUCGGUCCCAAGGGAGAAUCUAUUCAGAAGCUUCGCGAGGAUUUUCCCAACGUGCAAAUCUCGUUUCCCGAUGUUGGCUCGAAAUCCGAGAUCGUCAAGCUUCGUGGACCCAAAGAUGAUGUGGAGAAGUGCUCCAAGACCAUGACCAAGUCCAUUCGAGACCUCGAGGAGAGCAACUAUCAGGUCAAGGUGCCGAUCUUCAAGCAGUUCCACAAGUUCAUCGUCGGCAAAGGAGGCGCGACCAUCCGCAAGAUCCGAACCGAAACCGACACCCGGAUCGAUCUACCGGAAUCCGGCUCCGAAAGCGAUAUGAUUGCCAUCACCGGAAAGAAAGCCAAUGUGGAGAAAGCCCAAAAGGAGUUGCAACAGAUUCAGAGCGAAAUGGCCAAUGUGGUGUCCGUGGAUAUCGAGGUCCCGUCCAAGAUCCACAACACCAUGAUUGGAUCCGGAGGCAAGCUCAUCCAAUCCGUGAUGGACGAUUGCGGCGGAGUCAGCAUCAAGUUCCCCCCGUCCAACACGAAUUCCGACAAGGUGACGAUUCGAGGCCCCAAGGAUGACGUGGAAAAGGCCAAGAAGAUGCUUUUGGAGAUGGCCAAUGAGAAGCAGUUGUCGAGCAUGUCGGCCGAGGUUCGGGCCAAACCUGAGCAUCACAAGUUCCUGAUCGGUCGGAAUGGCGCCAAUGUCCAAAGUAUCCGCGACAAAACCGGCGCGCGAAUCAUCUUUCCUAAUGAGAAGGAUACGGAUCGCGAACUCAUCACUAUUCUCGGCACCAAGGAAGCUGUGGCGGGUGCCAAACAAGAACUGGAGGCCAGGAUCAAGGGAUUGGACAAUGUGGUUGAAGAAGUCAUGACGGUGGAUCCCAAACAUCACAAGCACUUUGUGUCUCGACGUGGUGAGGUACUUAGACAGAUUGGCGAUGAAUUCGGAGGCGUGAUCGUGUCUUUCCCGAGAUCCGGCGUCGAAAGUGACAAGGUGACCUUGAAGGGUGCCAAGAAUUGUGUGGAAGGUGCCAAGACCCGAAUUGAAGAGAUUGUCAACGACUUGAACAACCAAGUGACCAUCGAGUGUCCCAUCGAGCAGCAACAUCACAGGACCAUCAUGGGCACACGUGGAUCCAAGAUCCAAAGCAUCUGCGCCGAUCACAACGUCCAAAUCAAGAUCCCCGAAAGGAACCCCGUUCAAAACGGAGCUGCCAACGGUGAAGAAGUCAACGUGAACAUCAUCAAGAUCAGUGGCCAACGAGAGAACUGUGAGGCCGCCGUUGAGGUCUUACAAGCCCUCGUGCCCGUGGACGAGGAGUUUGAGGUUCCAUUCGAGUUCCACCGCUACAUCAUCGGUGCCAAAGGCGUGAAAGUCCGCCAACUGAUGGACCGCUUCGACGUAAACAUCAAGGUCCCGCCCUCAGAGGAUCAAUCCAACAUCAUCAUCAUCAACGGGCCAGCCAAGAACAUCGCCAAGGCGCGCGUUGCUCUGGAAGAGCGCGUGGUGGAAUUGGAGAAGGAGAAGGCUGACCGUGCCGCUAAAUCCUUCGAAGUGAGGGUCGAGGUCAAUCCCGAAUAUCAUCCCAAGAUUAUUGGGCGACGUGGAGCGGCCAUCACUCAACUUCGCGAGGACUUUGAUGUGAAUGUCCAGUUGCCCAAGAAAGGCGACCCCGAGGAGAACAUCAUCACCAUCACGGGCUACGAGGCUGACGCCAUCAAGGCCAAAGAGGCCAUCAUGAAGGUGGUCAAUGACUUGGAGUCCUUGACAAAGGAGGAGGUCAGCAUCGACCGACGGAUCCAUUCUAUGAUUAUUGGCCGUCGAGGAGCAACCAUUCGCAAGAUCAUGCAAGAUUACAACGUUGACAUUAAAUUACCCCGCGACGGAGAUAGUGAUCCGGAUCUAGUGGUGAUUAUGGGCGGGGAGGAUGCCGUGUUGGAUUGCAAGGACCACCUGCUUAAUCUGGCUGAGGAGUACAUGCAAGAGGUGCAGGACAAGCAAUGGAUGGAGGAUUACAUGAAACCCGCCAGUAAGGAGAAUGAAGGCGGACCUAAGAAGACCAACUCCAAGGGCUUCGAAGUCAAGGGCGCUCCAUGGCAAGGAGCCAGUGACGAGGCUUUCCCCACUUUGGGCGGAGGAGGCAUGGGUGCCGCCCAAUCCUCCACCCCGGUUUGGGGACCGAGGCGUUAAAGGCGACUCCCAACGCAAUAUCCAUAGAAGAAACGAGUGAACGAACAAGAAAACGCUCGUAUGAAUUGGAAGUGGUGGACCUAGAACAGAUGUUCCUACUUCUCACACCCAACUCCCAACUACUCAUCUCUUCCCCUUUCCUUAUGGUUCUUUCCUCUCUUUCCCUUGAAACGCCCUUGCUCACAAUCGCCGUGCAACUAUGGACGACGUCACAUCACAAGCUAACAAACCCACUCUUGACUGACCCUUCAGACCGAAAAAAAGGCUACGAAAAUGGACUCUUCUUCUUGGAUCACGACUCGAAUUGGCCACGCCCCUCAAGCCAGCCACUCCUCCGAGCGAAAGACUGUGAAUGCCCUUUUUACUAGCUCUAGCGAAAUUAGCCACAGAGACCAGCAACUAUCUUUUAUAUCCCCCCCUGAAAACGAACAAGGACCUCUUUCGCAAAUCUGGAACGUCUUCCGGCCAAGAUGAGCAUUGAUAUUGACCCCUACAAAUCACCCCUACAAAUCAUCACCGGCAACUCUUGUUCACACCCCGCCCGUCUCUCACAGACAUAGCUGCAACCAUGUGUUAAUUCAUAACCUAAAUGUGAUCAAAAAAAAACCCCAGAGCUGUUUUCGCCAGUGUCAACAUGAUGCUUCGGGGACUCUCUUUAGAGGUCUGUGUUCGGCAGAGGAGCGACACAACACACUUGGACAGAGAUCGGAUGUGUGACGUCUUCAUCCAAUCAAUCCGCCUUGAACAGAAACGAAAGAAAACAAAAUCAUCGGCCAAGAUUUUUGGACACGAGAAGAAAAAAAAACAAUCCCAAUGGUGCCUUGUUCAUACAACAUAGAAAGAAGACCUUAUAUUGCCACAACUAACAGCUCUCACAAUCCUUCGAUUUCUGCCCUUGAUCAACUCUGAAUUUUGCCUAAAUUUUGCGAUGGGCUCCCAUUUUAAUUUCUUAGCGAAGAUUGCAAGCACACGAUUUGCCCCCCUUCUGUUUCCAAUUCCUUCUUAUUUCGUCUGUCUAGAUCUUUUUAUUCAUAUUAUCACGAUGAGCCUUCUUCAUCCAGAAUUCAGUUCUACCUAUGAACUCUGUACAUAAACGAUACUAGUGUUAUACCGUUUUAUAUCUACACAUAUUAUAAUUAUCGAAUCAUCUGUUUUCGUAGCCAAUUCUUGUUGAUUAAAUUCCCCAUUUUAUCCACCAAAUUCCAUAGGACACCAUCCAAAGUCGCUAAACGUCAGAUCAACGAGUUAUCAACCUUGUUUUUUUUUUUACAUUAAAAAAAACCGUGAACAAAAAGAACCGAAAAUGAAUCUUACGACAUCCCGAGGAGCAUUUACCAAUUCGGCUGAACAAUAAAACUUCUAGAAAAGUAUGAAAGUUCGUUACACUGUACACUGUUCAAAUGCCAAGUUAUGGAUCUUCAAUAAAAACAUACCAAUCACUCAA
Molecule: messenger RNA, 5412 nt
Organism: Tigriopus californicus
Lineage: Eukaryota; Metazoa; Arthropoda; Copepoda; Harpacticoida; Harpacticidae
Gene: Dp1
Product: vigilin-like
Exons: 13
Coding region: 168-3968 (1266 amino acids)
Cellular component (GO): nucleus; cytoplasm
Molecular function (GO): mRNA binding
Source: RefSeq, a predicted model, not a curated record